Molecule: messenger RNA, 462 nt
Organism: Gossypium arboreum
Lineage: Eukaryota; Viridiplantae; Streptophyta; Magnoliopsida; Malvales; Malvaceae
Product: two-component response regulator ARR17-like
Exons: 5
Coding region: 1-462 (153 amino acids)
Biological process (GO): cytokinin-activated signaling pathway; phosphorelay signal transduction system
Source: RefSeq, a predicted model, not a curated record
AUGCAUAGUUCUGGUGGUGGAAGUGGCAGCUGUUCCAAAGACAUGGCGAUGGAGUUAGGAGAUGAGCCCCAUGUUUUAGUUAUGGAUGAUAGCCUCAUUGAUAGGAAACUGGUUGAAAGAUUGCUCAAGAACUCCGCUUGCAAAAUGACUACAGCAGAGAAUGCACUGAGGGCUGUGAAUUAUUUGAGACUGGGAAAUGAUACAUUGGAAGGCACUGUUUCUGAGGUCAAUAUGAUAAUAACAGAUUACUGUAUGCCUGGAAUGACCGGCUAUGAACUGCUCAAGAAAAUCAAGGAAUCAUCCGUUCUCAAGGAAGUCCCUGUUGUAAUCAUGUCAUCCGAAAACAUACCAACUCGUAUCAGUCAGUGCUUGGAGGAAGGUGCAAAGAUGUUCAUGCUAAAGCCACUGAAGCGGUCUGAUGUGAAGCAACUCAAAUGGCACUUGAUGAAAUGCAGGAACUGA